AUGGACGAGUCGUUGCGGGCGCUUCGCGCGCGCGCCACGUCGCUUCCUGUGGGCGCACGCGUGCUGGUGGGGCUGCUUGUUGCAUUUUCGACGCUGCUUGCUGCACUGCGUGAGCUGGGUAUUCUGCAGCUGAACCGCGUCGUAAUAGGGAGCGCGUUGCAUUACCCCUACUUGGUCCUUAUCCCUGGCGCGAGUCUUUGGUUCCCCUGGACGCUGGUGACUGCAGGAUUUUGCGAGACAAGUGUGAUAGAGUUUGCAGUGUCGCUUGCCACUAUUCCGUUUGCGGCGCAGUACCUGGAGCGGUUCUGGGGCGCGCACGAGCUGCUCCGCUUCUCGGUGGUGAUCAUGGUUGUUUCGAACGUGAUUGCCGCUUUUCUAUCGCUGCUCCUCUACAUUGUGUUCCAGAGCAACACUGCUGCAUUUAAGACACAGUUCCACGGGAUGCAGGCGCUGCAGAGCGCGUACCUUGUCGCAUUUGCGCAGCGCAUUCCCCAACACCAGCUGAAGCUCUUCAGCGCGCGGUUCGCGAUUUCCGUGCGGGAUCUGCCGAUGCUGUACGUGGGUGUAUCAAACGUGAUGUGCCUGCUUGGGUAUACCUCGCCGUGGAUGCUUAUCCAGUUUGGGUGGCUCGCGUCCUGGCUCUAUCUGCGGUUCUACCAGCUGGACGAGCACGGCGUGCGUGGCGAUGCAACCGAAGCAUUUGCGUUCAAGUACUGGUUCCCUUCUUUUGUGCAGCCGUACGUAGGCAUGCUUGCCGAUUUUGUGCAUGGCCACGCGGCACGGCUCGGGCUCGUGCGCGAGACGGUGGCGUACACCGACUUGGAGCUCAAUGUCGACGAGCCUGCGCCACUCGACGCAGCGGGAAGCGGCGCGCGUGCCGAGGCCGAGCGCCGGCGCGCACUUGCACUCGAAGCGCUCGACCAGCGGAUGGCCAACGAGACGGACACGAGCGAAUCGCCGCGUAGCGCAGCGCCGAUAUUUGCCGUGGAAGGCGACGAGGAGCGCGCGUAG
Molecule: messenger RNA, 1011 nt
Organism: Malassezia vespertilionis
Lineage: Eukaryota; Fungi; Basidiomycota; Malasseziomycetes; Malasseziales; Malasseziaceae
Exons: 2
Coding region: 1-1011 (336 amino acids)
Biological process (GO): retrograde vesicle-mediated transport, Golgi to endoplasmic reticulum
Cellular component (GO): Golgi apparatus; membrane
Source: RefSeq, a predicted model, not a curated record